This is a messenger RNA of Penaeus monodon (black tiger shrimp), 2472 nucleotides long. It is a transcript of the gene rdgC, whose product is annotated as serine/threonine-protein phosphatase with EF-hands pef-1-like. The record is from RefSeq and is a predicted model, not a curated record. Lineage: Eukaryota; Metazoa; Arthropoda; Malacostraca; Decapoda; Penaeidae. Gene Ontology annotation, biological process: detection of stimulus involved in sensory perception. The coding region runs from base 313 to 2163 and encodes 616 amino acids. Gene Ontology annotation, molecular function: manganese ion binding; calcium ion binding; protein serine/threonine phosphatase activity. The transcript has 14 exons. Gene Ontology annotation, cellular component: nucleus; cytosol.
AUAAGAAAAAAAAAAAAACUUUGAGAAAAACACAAACAGACAAGAACUAAAACCAGAACCCCCCCCCCAAAAAAAAAAAUAAAAAAAAAUAAAAACAUAACCAAAAACAGCAUAUAAACCAUACAACCCAAACUUAGACAAGUCACCCCUAAGAAAGAUGGCUUCUAACGUAUUCUCUGACUCCCAACAGCACUGAAGGCGGCCCUGUUGAUCCAGCGCUGGUACAGGCGAUACUGCGCUCGCUUGGAAAUUCGGCGUCGAUAUACCUGGACGAUCUUCCAGACGAUCGAAUAUGCAGGUGAACAGGAUCAGAUGAAGCUGUACAACUUCUUCAACGCUCUCUUAACUCACAUGGGCACAGGGUCUAUCAACGAGAUUAUGGAAGCACUGUCACCCAGAGCCUCACCCACAGGAGACGAGCAGGAGGCGGACGUGAGCACCAAGACCCUGCUGGGGGAGGCGUGGCUGGAGGAGGUGCCCGUCGAGAGCAGCUACAAGGGGCCUCGUCUCUCCUUGCCCCUUACGACGGACUCCAUACAUGAGAUCAUCGACGCCUUUAAGAAGAAGAGGCCUCUCCACGCCCGCUACGUCUACAUGAUCCUUCGGGAGGGCGUUCGGGUCCUGCGGCAAAGGACGACCAUCACGCACGCCACGACCGCUAUAUCAGGUCAGAUCACGGUCGUCGGGGAUCUGCAUGGCAAGCUGGACGACCUCCUGACCAUUCUUUACAAGAACGGCCUCCCCUCGACAGACAAUCCGUACGUGUUCAACGGGGACUUCGUGGACCGCGGCCGCAAGUCCAUCGAGGUCAUCCUCCUGCUGCUCGCCCUCGUCAUCGUGUUCCCGGCGGAGGUCUACCUGAACAGAGGCAACCACGAGGACCUCGUCAUGAACGCCAGGUACGGUUUUUGCAAAGAGAUCAGCCGGAAAUACAAGGCCCCCCACGGCCCGAGGAUCCUGCGCCUUCUGGAGGAGGUAUAUCGCUGGCUGCCCCUCGCCACCAUCAUCGACAACAAGGUGCUGGUGGUGCAUGGUGGGAUCUCCCUCGACACCGAUCUCAAGUGGAUGGCGACGGCGGAUAGGAGCAAGUACAGGAGCGUCUUAAGAACUCCUGCGGCGAGGCUGGAGGAGGGCGAAGGAGAGGGCGAAGACGGCGACGAAGGGUCUGAAGCCUGUAAGGAGGUCAGACUCUUCACGGCGACCUACGAGUGGAAGCAGGUGCUGGACCUUCUGUGGAGCGACCCCCAGCCACACUUGGGAUGUCGGCCCAACUCCUUCAGAGGCGGAGGAAGUUACUUCGGUCCUGACAUCACCAGGGACCUGCUCAUGAAGAACGGCCUCUCGCUCCUUAUCCGAUCCCAUGAGUGCAAACCAGAAGGAUACGAAUUCACGCACAACAAUACGUGUCUGACCAUCUUCUCGGCUUCCAACUACUACGAGGCCGGGUCCAACAGAGGGGCCUAUGUCAAGCUACAGGGUCCUCGCCUGGAGCCCCACUUCGUCCAGUACACGGCAGAUAUGAAGUCUCGAAAACUGACCAUAAGAGAGCGCGUAGGAAGGAUGGAGACCUCUGCCUUCAGGGAACUGCGAAGUCAAAUCAACGCUUCGAAGUCUAGACUCCUACAGGCAUUCCAGCAGAAGGAUAAAGACAACAAAGGGUACAUCACCGUGAGCGACUGGGUGGAAGUGAUGGAAAGAGAGAGUCAUCUCAACCUGCCGUGGCGAGUGCUGAGGGAGAAAAUAGUGACAUUGCAUCCCAUCACAGAUAUGGUCGAUUAUAAGAGUACCUUCAGUGAGGAAACUUUCAAGAAGAAUUUGGCCGUGAAGGGCGGUCCUACGGUGGUCGAAGCUCUGUAUAGACACAAGAGUAGUAUGGAGACGAUCUUCAGGUUAAUUGAUAAGGAUAAUUCAGGCUACAUCAGCAUGGACGAAUUCAGCGAGACGUGCGAGCUGCUGAGUCGCCACAUCGACGUCCCCAUCCCCAAGGAGGACAUCGCCGACCUGGCCCGCUCGAUCGACAUCAACAAGGACGGAUACAUCGACUUCAACGAAUUCCUCGAGUGUUUCCGCAUCGUCGAGUCGGGUCGACUGACGAUCGACGAGGAGGACGAGGACGACGAGAGGGAUGAAAACGGCCCCCUCAUCGUCGACGAGAAGGUCUAGAAGUGUGGCGUGGCGGGGCGCUGGGUCGUCUGCUGCUGUCGUUUGGGACUUUUGCUUUCGGGUUGUCUCUGUUCAUCCGUUUAUUCAUCUCCUGUGUGUGUAUUUGUUCUUUCGUUAUUCCAUUUUCAUUUUGUCUUUCCGUUGAUAUCACCCUCGUCAUCAUUACCAUCUUUCAAUUUUUUUUAAAGGCCUGAAUUUAAUUUUGGUUUGAAUCCAUUGCCUUUCGAAUGAAAAUCGUCACAAUUCUUUAAUUUGAAAUAACCCGAAUAUUAACAGCAUCAGAAAAAGAAAGAAAGAAAAGAAGAAGAA